Molecule: messenger RNA, 3300 nt
Organism: Acipenser ruthenus (sterlet)
Lineage: Eukaryota; Metazoa; Chordata; Actinopteri; Acipenseriformes; Acipenseridae
Product: B-cadherin-like
Exons: 16
Coding region: 216-2876 (886 amino acids)
Biological process (GO): multicellular organism development; homophilic cell-cell adhesion; calcium-dependent cell-cell adhesion
Cellular component (GO): cytoplasm; plasma membrane; catenin complex
Molecular function (GO): cadherin binding; calcium ion binding
Source: RefSeq, a predicted model, not a curated record
CCAAUGGGCAUGGUCACCUGGACACGUCAUUAACUUCCCAAAACUACCUGUCGGAGCUAACGAAACAGAACGCUUCAUUAGGAUUUUAAGUCUUCAGUUCGGCAGACGCAUUUUAAACAAGGACUUUUUUUUAUCUAAAGAAAACAAACAACGAAAGGAUUUAUUUUAAAACCGAAAAGUUUUUUUGUUUUUUUUUUACUACAAUUUGUAAAUCGAUGGGGAGUAAUAGGAGUUUUGGCGUAAUACUUAUCCUAGUCCAGAUUUGGAUUGGAGGAUUUUGUGAAGAAACUGCACAAUGUCAGCCUGGAUUCAGUUCAGACCAUUUUGUCUUCAAAGUCAACAGAGGAGAGCUAGAGAGAGGCAGAGUGCUUGGUAAAGUGAAUUUUGAUGACUGUACUGGACGCAAGGUAGUCCUUUACAACUCUGAUGAUUCCCAGUUUGAUGUGAAUGCUGAUGGAACCAUCAAACUGAAGAGAAGGUUGAAACUGCAUGAUGGGCACACAAGCUUUGCUGUCCAUGCCUGGGAUACUAAAGGCAAGAGAACCAGCACCAGAGUCACAGUGGAAAAUGAAGAGAGAAGACGCCACUCCCACCACAGAGACCAUCAUGGAAAGCAUAACUCGUCUACCAAUGUUCAGAGCAGUAGCCAGCUCCAGGUCCUGACAUUUCCACAAUCUUCGAUUGGCUUGAGGAGACAAAAGAGAGACUGGGUGAUUCCACCUAUCAGUGUUUCUGAAAAUGAACGGGGCCCAUUCCCCAAAUUUGUCGUUAAGAUAAGGUCCAACAGAGACAAGGAAAUUACAGUUUACUACAGCAUAACAGGACCUGGAGCAAAUGAACCCCCAGAAGGGCUUUUCACAAUUGAAAGGACUGGUGGUGAACUGUAUGUGACCCAGCCCUUGGAUCGGGAGUCUCAAGCUCAAUAUAUUCUCAUGGCACAUUCUGUUGACAUUAAUGGUCGACCAGUUGAGGAUCCCAUGGAGAUCAUAAUUAGAGUUACUGAUCAAAAUGAUAACAGACCAGCGUUCACAAUGAACACCUUUCUUGGCAAUGUAAGCGAGGGAUCACCACAAGGAACUGUAGUUAUGAAGGUGACAGCUACAGAUAAAGAUGACCCCACGAUGGACAAUGGUAUAAUUGGGUAUUCCAUUCUAAACCAGGAACCCAAAGAACCCCACUCCCCCAUGUUUUCCAUUAACAAGGCAGGAACCAUUAGUGUGUUUGCAGCUGGGCUGGAUAGAGAGACAGUAGCUGAAUAUAAAUUGAUCAUCCAGGCUGCAGAUAUGGAUGGUAACGGUCUCUCAACCACUGCCACAGCUAUCAUUACUGUAACCGAUCAGAAUGACCAUGCUCCACAGUUUAAAACUGCACAGGAAACUGUUUCAGUACCAGAAAAUGAAGUGGGUGCAUUGGUGACGAGAUUAGCUGUGACAGAUCGGGAUGUGCCCCAUACACCAGCCUGGAAUGUCAAAUAUACAAUUGUCAAAGGGAAUGAUGGAAAUGCUUUCAAUAUCACCACAGACCCCAACAGCAAUGAAGGAAUUCUCAAAACCGCCAAGGGCCUUGAUUAUGAGACAACAAGGCAAUACACGCUGUUUGUGACAGUAAAAAAUGAAGAGCCAUUUACCAGUCCUCUACCAACAGCCACAGCCACCAUUACAGUUAAUGUAGAAGAUGUCAAUGAGGCUCCCAUUUUUAAUCCACUGGUAAAGAGAGUUCUAGUUGAAGAGAACAUGCCUAUUGGAAGUACUGUAGCAGUAUACACCGCAACAGAUCCAGACAAAGAGAUGAAACAGACUGUGACAUAUCGUAUGGGGAUUGAUCAAGCAGGAUGGCUGGAAAUAAAUAAUAAGACUGGAGUGAUCAAAGUUAAGAAACUCAUGGAUAGAGAGUCUCCAUUUGUUAAAAACAAUACAUAUACUGCAAUGUUUCUGGCAUUGGACAAUGCUGGUCCACCAGCCACAGGUACAGGAACUCUUGUGGUGGAAUUGACAGAUGUCAACGACAAUGGUCCUGAAGUAGUUGAAAGAGAAAUAAAAGUUUGUAACAAGGAAACAGUACCCCAAAUACUGAAUGUUGUAGACAAAGACACUUCGGUCUAUGCUGGUCCUUUUAAUGUACAAGUCCUGGGGGACGAGGAGAAAAACUGGACUGCCACCAUGAAUGAUAAAGGAGAACACAUUAUUCUCACAAUGGCCAAGGAGCUAAAGCAAAAUGAUUAUCUUGUUAUACUGAGAGUGUUUGAUACUGACAAAAAAUACCAAGAUAGUAGCAUUAAGGCAGUGGUGUGUGAUUGCCAAGGGGGGGAUUUCUCCUGCAAAGGUAUAUUAAAAGACGCUGGCUUGCCUGCAAUUCUGGGGAUUUUGGGAGCCAUUCUUACACUGCUGAUCCUCUUGCUGGUACUGUUGCUCCUGCUCAGAAGAAGAAAGACCAUUAAAAAGGAGCCACUGCUUCCAGAGGAUGAUAUCCGUGACAAUGUCUUCUAUUACGAUGAAGAGGGGGGUGGAGAGGACGAUCAGGAAUAUGACUUGAGCCAGCUGCACAGAGGUCUGGAUGCUCGACCUGAUGUCUUCCGAAAUGAUGUGGUGCCAACUACUAUGGCUGUGCCACAGUACCAGUACCGUCCCCGGCCAGCUAACCCAGAGGAUAUUGGCAACUUCAUCGAUGAUAACCUGAAGGCUGCUGACAAUGACCCCACUGCUCCUCCCUAUGACUCUCUGCUGGUGUUUGAUUAUGAAGGUGGCGGCUCAGAGGCUGGUUCUGUCAGUUCACUGAACUCCUCUAGCUCUGGGGAUGACCAGGACUAUGACUGCUUUAAUGAGUGGGGCCCUCGCUUCAAGAAACUUGCUGAUAUGUACGGUGGUGGAGAAGAUUGAGACCUUGAUACCAACUGUUACAGCAGUUUUAAAACUGAAUAUGUAUAUAACUUUGUCUGAAGCCUUCAGUUAUGCACACAAUGCCCACACUAAUAAUGACAUAUUGGUGUAGAAUAAGUGAGUCAAAGAACAGCUUGAAAAUACUUUGUGUGCUUGUGUUUUGAAGUUCUCCUCCAGCAGUAUUUGUUGAUUUGAGUCCCAUGAUUAAGUGUCUUUGUGACACUGUAGAUGGUCUUUAUAUUGAUUUGACUUUUUAUAUGAAAAACUAGGCUCUAUCCAAAUACUGAAAUGUACAUUAUUAAACUGCACAAUUGUCAAUAAUUACUACUUGGAACAGUAAACUUGCAGGAUGUUACAUUUGAAAGUUCUGUCUAACAUGCCAAUAUUUUUAAAGGUGUUAGAAAGUCUCUUGUUUUAAUCACUG